CAGCGACGAGCAGACGCGCAACGACCCGCCCAACGAACAUCGAUCGACCACCGAUUCUUCCACACACACCAUCGCAAUGUCGACCAAAGCACAAGGAAAGAAGCCCGCGGGCAAGACCGGCCGCAGCGCCAUCGAGGACGUCGUCGCCCGCGAAUACACCAUCCACCUCCACAAGAGGGUCCACGGCGUCAGCUUCAAGAAGCGUGCUCCCCGUGCCAUCAAGGAGAUCCGCGCAUUCGCUGAAAAGGCUAUGGGCACAUCCGACGUCCGCCUCGACCCUCAAUUGAACAAGAAGGUCUGGGAAUCCGGAAUCAAGGGUGUCCCGUUCCGCCUCCGUGUCCGCAUCUCGCGUAAGCGUAACGACGAGGAGGGCGCCAAGGAGAAGCUCUACUCCUACGUCCAGGCCGUCAACGUCAAGAACCCCAAGGGUCUCCAGACCGCCGUCGUUGAGGACGCCGCAUAAGCGAGCGAAUCUUGAAAAAAGAAAAAGUUUGCUGCUGUGCAUGGAGCGAUUGAAAGGAGGCAUACCCGGCGUUCAGGUGAUGGCCAUCUUUGGCUGAAGAGCGCAGACUCAGUCGCGCCGGAAUUCAUGAUACGGAGACAACUGCCAUACCAAUCAACACUUCACCACAAUC
Molecule: messenger RNA, 635 nt
Organism: Zymoseptoria tritici IPO323
Lineage: Eukaryota; Fungi; Ascomycota; Dothideomycetes; Mycosphaerellales; Mycosphaerellaceae
Product: 60S ribosomal protein L31
Exons: 3
Coding region: 77-463 (128 amino acids)
Biological process (GO): cytoplasmic translation
Cellular component (GO): cytosolic large ribosomal subunit; ribosome
Molecular function (GO): structural constituent of ribosome
Source: RefSeq, a predicted model, not a curated record